UCUGACUUGUAUAAAAGACUAAUGGCGGAUACAUUUACACUUUUCACCUCCAUUGGGCUCAGUGAGCAGAAAGCGAAAGAAACUUUGAAAAAUGAAACGCUAAGUUCAGCCCUUAAAGACGCAAUUAUUCAGGCACAGCGUAUCCAUGGGGCCUCUGGAGUGGACAAAGCAAUGGGCACGCUACUGUACAGUAUGGUUUCUCGCCUUAAAGACAUCAAACGCCUGGCAUUUCUGACGGACAGCAUUGCCCAACGCAAAGUCUGCACAGAGCUCCAGCUGGCUGCUGCUUUAGACUUUGUGAAGAGUCACCCUCAAGACCCCAUCAGCCAAAAAGAGUUUGAUGAAGUAUGUGGAGUGGGCAUAGUCAUAACACCAGAGCAGAUCGAGGAGGCAGUAGAGUCCGUGGUCAAGAAACACAAGGAACAGCUGUUGAUGGAGAGAUACCGCUUCAACAUGGGACUCCUAAUGGGUGAAGCCCGUUCAGCUCUGAAGUGGGCUGAUGGAAAGGUGAUCAAAAAUGAGGUGGACAUGCAGGUUCUGCACCUCUUAGGGCCCAAAACGGAAGCUGACCUGGAGAAGAAACCAAAGCCGCAGAAGGCGAAAGUUGCAGAAAACGAUGUCAAGGCAAAGAAAGAGGAGGUGGCAGUGAAUGGCGACAUUGCGUCUGGGGAGGGGAAGUCUCUAAUGGAGCAGCUCAGAGGAGAAGCUCUGAAGUUUCAUAAACCAGGAGAGAAUUACACAACUGAAGGUUAUGUGGUUACGCCAAAAACAAUGGAGCUUCUGAAGAAGCAUACAGAAAUCACUGGGGGACAGAUUCGCACCCGUUUUCCUCCUGAGCCCAAUGGCAUCCUUCACAUCGGACAUGCCAAAGCCAUAAAUUUCAACUUUGGUUAUGCAAAGGCAAACAAUGGAAUUUGUUUCCUGAGGUAUGAUGAUACGAACCCUGAGAAGGAAGAGGAGAAGUACUUCACUGCUAUCAGGGACAUGGUGGAAUGGCUGGGCUACAAACCAUUCGCUGUCACUCAUGCGUCAGACAACUUUCAGAAGCUCUAUUUACUUGCUGUGGAUCUCAUCCGCAGGGGUCUUGCAUAUGUGUGCCACCAGAGGGGCGAGGAGCUGAAGGGCCAUAAUGUCCCUCCAUCCCCGUGGAGAGACCGACCCGUUGAAGAGUCACUGGUGUUGUUUGAGAGGAUGAAAAAGGGUCUGUUUGCUGAGGGAGAGGCCACACUCAGGAUGAAGAUGGUCAUGGAGGAUGGGAAGAUGGACCCUGUGGCGUAUCGAAUCAAAUACACAGCUCACCAUCGAACUGGAGAUGAAUGGUGCAUAUACCCCACUUAUGACUACACCCACUGUCUGUGUGACUCUAUAGAAAACAUCACACAUUCACUGUGUACCAAAGAGUUUCAAGCCAGGCGCUCUUCGUAUUACUGGCUGUGCAACGCCCUGGACGUGUACUGCCCCGUUCAGUGGGAAUAUGGCCGCUUGAACCUCACGUACACCGUUGUGUCCAAGAGAAAAAUAAUCAAACUGGUUGAGACGGGUGUUGUCAGAGACUGGGAUGAUCCCAGACUCUUCACUCUUACUGCACUGAGGAGAAGAGGGUUCCCUCCUGAAGCCAUCAAUAACUUCUGUGCACGGGUGGGGGUGACAGUUUCCCAAACGACUACAGAGCCCCACCUGCUGGAGUCCUGUGUGAGGGAUGUGCUGAAUGACGCGGCUCCUCGGGCCAUGGCUGUGCUGGAGCCUCUUAAAGUCACCAUAACCAACCUCUCUGAGAGCACAAAGUUGGAUGUACGGGUUCCAGACUUUCCUGCCAAUGAGGCCAAGGGCAGCCACACGGUUCCGUUUACACGAACAAUUUUCAUUGAACAGACCGACUUCAGAGAGGUGAUGGAGAAAGGCUACAAGCGUCUGACUCCAGAGCAGCCAGUGGGCCUGAGACAUGCUGGGUAUGUCAUUUCUGUCCAGAAGGUCAUCAAAGACUCUCAGGGUAAAGUGGUGGAGCUGGAGGUGACCUGCUGCAGCUCUGACACUGCAGAGAAACCAAAGGCCUUCAUCCACUGGGUCAGUCAGCCGCUGAUGUGCGAAGUGCGUCUUUAUGAAAGGCUAUUCCAGCACAAACAUCCGGAGGAUCCAUCUGAAGUGCCCAAUGGCUUCCUGAGUGACAUUAACCCUGAUUCCCUCCAGGUGAUCAGCAGUGCCUUAGUGGAUACCUCAGUCAAGGGAGCAAAAGUGUUUGACAAAUUUCAGUUUGAGAGAGUCGGAUACUUCUCCCUGGACCCCGACAGCUCCGCCAACAAGCUCAUCUUCAACAGAACAGUCACCCUCAAAGAAGACCCUGGGAAGAUCUGA
Menidia menidia (Atlantic silverside) is the source of this 2352-nucleotide messenger RNA. The record is from the annotation of a GenBank genome assembly. Lineage: Eukaryota; Metazoa; Chordata; Actinopteri; Atheriniformes; Atherinopsidae.